CCUGUGCCUACCCGGGUUGAUCGUCAUCGUGGUCCAGGCGUCGACUGGCUGCUUGCUGUGUUGCCCCGGAAGUUCGUUCUUCAUUUGGGCACUAGUCAACCCCUCCGAGCGGUAUUCGCUUUCUGUGGCGCUCUCGGGGCUUCGUGCAGACGAAACCCACCCCUCCAAGGGAUCUUCCGGUGCGUCGUAGCUCGGAAGUCAAGUUCGGUUCUCGUCUACGACUCAUGCAGGCUGAUUGCCUUGUUGCGGAACCGGCUCGCGCGACUUAACCUACCUAAGAAGAAAUGAUGGGAUACAAUAUCACUCGCUCUGCGGAAGAACUUUUGGGCAAAUAUGAAUCUUCUCCACCAUCAUUUUCAAUUCAUCUGUAUCCUGAUCAUUGGACACUCAACAACGGACCCAAAUUUCUAUAUAACAGCCCUGUUGCGUCGUUCUUGGACGACAUACGUGCGCACAGAAUACCUGUGGAUUUCAGCUGCAUGAUAGUUGAGCUGCUUGACUAUCGUCCGAAGAGAGUAAAAGACCCACCGCCGGAGAAACCUGAACGUAGUCGCAUAACGUUGCACCCUAGUGACGAAACGCUGUGGACAGACCUCUGUCUCAUAAACCAACGUCAUGGAUCCAAGUUUACUAAUUUUGAUGUUUUGGAGCUGGAAGCACGAAUACUGCUACACACAGCACCACCCCUUUGUCUUGACCCGGAUCCUCACCUCACUCGCGUAGCUAACCACACCCUGAGGGUCUCGAACGCCCACUGCUCGGCGCGCGAAGAUCAUGCAAUUCAUGAACCCGAGAAUAAAUCAUUCACAUCCUGCGAGGUAUGUCGAACAGGCGAUGUCGAUGAUAAUGAUCGUAAAUGUGUUCUUCGUAGUUAUCGAAUACUGGAGACAUUACGACGCAUGCGAGAAAGCCGUCAGGCAGAGGCUCACACGCAAGUGACUGGAUUUGCGAAAGUACCAUCACAACAGCUUCCGCCUGCUGCUCUCCAACCGGCCACCCCAUCUUUGGCAGUGUCCGCUUCUCACCCUCACCCACCGGCCCCUUCUUCACAACCGGGCGAUAUCACCCAAAUGCGCCAGUCGAAGAAACCCGACAGGCAAAUGACCCCAGAGAAUUCGCGUUCAACCGCAACUCCUGCCCCUCACCCUAUCAUUAAUCAACUUCAAACCCAAACCCCUACGAGGUCCCCACCCGUAAACUCUCGUUCACCCCUUCCUGCGCAUGCAUAUCAGGUGCCUGCAGGCACACCUAUCACUGCCCACUCGCCCGGACAGCGCGGGUAUACUCAGUCCCCUCGACCUCCAUCUGCUCAAGCCGCUCGUUCAUCCCCUCUUGCAUCAGGUUCGCAACUUCCUCAUACAGAUCACCGACAGCAACCAACUACGCACUUUAUACAAGUAGCGCCGGCUACUUCACAAUCGAAGCCCGCGACUCCGCAGGUUGGCUACUCGACAUUACCCGCUCCCACACCCCCACCCCAGCAUGGGUCGCUUCAGCAGACUGCGCAGAUACCGAUGCUACAACCUGCUCUUCCGCAGCCUCAAGUACAAGCUGCACAAGCAGCCCAGUCUUCUAUUCCAGCCGUUUAUGCUCAUUUACAACGUAGCAACCCUUCGCAGGUAUCCCAAGCUCAGAUCGCUGCUCAGGCCAGGCAACAGAAUGGGAGAGCAACGCCACAGGGUGCUGUAACCUCCAGGAGUCCUAUGGUUUCCGCACAAGGCGUGCGGAAUAGUCCCGUAAUACAGAACCAGGCGCUCGCAGCGCGGUCGCCGAUGCCGAAUACGGCCUCUCUACCGCAACAGGUGGCCCAAUCCACCAUACUGCAACCCGGCAUGACACAGCCGACCAUGAUGCAAGCUACUCAGCAACCGGCAGUGGCACUAACUACUCAACACCCGAUCAUGGCACAACCUGCUCAGCAUGUCAUGUCUGCUUACAAUCUUGCACAGUACCACCAGAUAACUCACCCUGCGGUUGCCCAACAUCCUCAAAUACAAGUCCACCUACCAGGCCAGCCAGGGAAUGUUGCUCAACAGGUGUCAGAUGGGCAACAGGCGAUGAUGAUGCAAUAUUCUAUGUAUUCGUAUUAUCCUCAGCUGGCAGCGACCGGCAGACGUCCGCAAAAUUCGUAUAGAAUGCCGACUCAAGUCAACGGGCAGGUACCCGGAAUGCAGCCCGGUCUCCCGCAGAUUCAGGGGAAAACAACUCAAGCUGGUGUUCCUGGUCGAUGAAGCUCUGCAUUUUUUCGUGUGUUGUAUACUGUAAUAUUUGGGUACGAUCGAGGGCUUGGUUUUUGUACCACGACAUACUAGACACUUUCGUCCUAUCUUACGAUGUAGUAAUACCUUUUUCGUUGUACAGAGAGGUGGAUA
Molecule: messenger RNA, 2372 nt
Organism: Pisolithus orientalis
Lineage: Eukaryota; Fungi; Basidiomycota; Agaricomycetes; Boletales; Pisolithaceae
Product: Spt20 family-domain-containing protein
Exons: 6
Coding region: 285-2231 (648 amino acids)
Biological process (GO): regulation of transcription by RNA polymerase II
Cellular component (GO): SAGA complex
Molecular function (GO): transcription coregulator activity
Source: RefSeq, a predicted model, not a curated record